Molecule: messenger RNA, 2217 nt
Organism: Osmerus eperlanus (European smelt)
Lineage: Eukaryota; Metazoa; Chordata; Actinopteri; Osmeriformes; Osmeridae
Gene: nfkbie
Product: nuclear factor of kappa light polypeptide gene enhancer in B-cells inhibitor, epsilon
Exons: 6
Coding region: 372-1409 (345 amino acids)
Biological process (GO): cellular response to tumor necrosis factor
Cellular component (GO): cytosol
Molecular function (GO): NF-kappaB binding
Source: RefSeq, a predicted model, not a curated record
CGCUUCCCUUAUUUUUCAUUAUUCACAUGCACUAUACCAAGAGGUUAUUAGAUACUAAAAGCUCCAGCUAUAUUAAGGCCUGUGUCGUUUUCUUUUUAUGGGGUUGAAAUGACUAAUUAUGCGUUUUGUCGACUUUUCAAUUAAUGUGAUAUCGUAAAGUUUCUAACUCUCUCAAGUGUCCAGUAGACUUCUACUUGGAUUGCGGGAAAGGACAAGCAUUCGGUGGCAUGAAAGGCAACAGCUCAUGUUGGUCUCACAAAGGAACAGUAAUUUCUUCAGGUGCCAUUACCUUUCUCUUUGAAGACACUUCAUCUCCUAGCAGAGGGAAGGCAUAACAAAAAUCUGACCAAGCCAACAAAGAGUGGCACACGAUGGCUAGCGGUGAUUAUGUAAAGCUUAAAGAGGACUUGCACGAAGAUACACGAACGGAUUCAGGAAUUGAAUCAUUCAAAUCUAUUUCGUCAAAUAAAGAUGAUCAGUCAAUGAACACGGUACGAAAUUCGGCCUCUGAAUGCAGUGAAGUCAAAGACAAACGUAUCAACACCGAGGAGCGUCUGGACUCUGAUUAUGACUCGUCCGUCGACAGUUUAUCAGAGAUAGUAGAAGCCUUAAGCUUCUGCACAAACCCUCAGGAACAUGAAAGCGUGCAAGAGGAAAACCUGCUCACUACUAUCACUGAAGACGGAGACACAAUCCUGCACUUAGCUGUCAUUCAUGAGGAUGAAGACUUUGCAUGCCAUUUGAUUCACCUUUUUCCAAAAGAAGUCUUGGACAUUCAAAACAACUUGUACCAGACUCCGUUACACCUGGCCACCUACCUGAGCCUGCCCUUACUGGUGCAGAGCCUUGUGAAGAAAGGGGCGAGUCUGGAAGCGCAGGACCAGGAUGGGAACACCCCGCUCCAAGUAGCCUGCCAGCAGGGCCUCGUCGACUGUGCAGCUGAGUUGACCAGGAACAUCUCCAACAGCAAGCUGGCCCCUGUGCUGGAGACCCAAAACUGGAGAGGUCUCACCUGUCUCCACUUGGCCACCCUGAACCAACACCAUCGUCUGAUAAAACUCCUCAUGAAAAAAGGGGCUGACCUCAAUGUUCAGGAAGGUACAAGUGGAAAGACUGCUCUUCAUUUGGCUGUGGAGCUCCAUGACAUUACUGCUGUGACCCUACUGUUGACCAAGGCAGCUAAUGUGGAUGCAGCCAUGUUUAAUGGCUGCACACCCCUUCACCUGGCAGUGGGUAGGCAGGACACAACCAUAGCCUUCCUCCUGUGUCGCUCUGGGGCUGACAAGAUGCUGAGGAACAUGGAGGAUGAGACAGCCCUGGAUCUAGCAGAUGGCAAUGAUGAUAUUCUUGCUCUUUUUCCAUUUGAUGACAUCCAAAUCUCUGGCAGGUCAGUUGAAGUGCAAUUUUAACCGUGUAGAAAACAUUGAACGGUUGGAUGUACCUAUGCUGUGCUGGAGAGAAAAAUUACCUUAUAAAGUAUCCAGGGCCUUCAUGUUUGUUUGUUUUUAGCUCAUGACUUGUGAAUUUUCCUCCAUUUAUAAAUCCUCUCAGUUCCAUCUGUUAUUUAUCGUUCGUAGACAAGGCCUGUCUUACUUAGUUAUGAAGAUACAAGGUUGUGUAUCUACUUAACAGAUUUUAUAUGGAUUCAUGUGUUCAAAUCAGUCAAAUUGAAUGUAGAAAGUGAAACUGUCUUGUUUCUACAUGAUUUGUCUUUGAAGAUUAUGUAUUUCCCCAGGAAGUCCAUCUUUAUUAGUGGCAGAAAUCCAAUAAUAUAUUUUAUCCUUUCCAAAAUGUACUUGGAAUCUACCUCUUUAUGACAUCUACAGUACAUUACAUGAAUAUUUCCUGUAACCUAAUUUCAAAAACCUUAUUUGAGAUAUUGAGAGCUAAUGCUUUUUUUAAAUUUUAUUUUUAUCAUGGGAAACAUUAAAUUCUUCUCAUAUACUAAAAGUAUGUAUUUUUUGCCCUAUUUAACCUGUUGUAUAUAUAUGUUCUUGAUACCUUUGUUGAAUGCAAUGCCCUUUGGUAUAUUGGUGUUCAGCAAAGCAAUAGUAGCUACAUAACUGACAGUGUGGCUUCUUGGUUUGUUACAUCAGUCCCUGUUCCCUUUCAUAUGAUUGAUCAGAUAACAUGGAUUAUGUACAUACUGACUUGUUAAGUGUUUGUUUUAACAGGAUCAGACUACUAUAUUUUAUAAUAAAACGAUGAUAAAAUCUU